Molecule: messenger RNA, 2007 nt
Organism: Peromyscus californicus insignis
Lineage: Eukaryota; Metazoa; Chordata; Mammalia; Rodentia; Cricetidae
Product: mucin-16-like
Exons: 9
Coding region: 1-2007 (668 amino acids)
Biological process (GO): neutrophil migration
Cellular component (GO): apical plasma membrane; cell surface
Source: RefSeq, a predicted model, not a curated record
AUGUCACUGUCAGAUUCCAUGGUGACCUCUACAGUAAAGGAAUCGAUAGGAACACCCAAAACCACAGUUUUAUUCAGCUUGGCCACUUCAGCUGAGACCCCACAACUGAGUCAAACUCCACUCUCAUCAACACUGGACACUGUCAGUGACACAAACAAACCUUUAUCUGUGACAACUAUGACAGUUACAAUCACCUCUUCACCAACCACAGCCACCACCCCAAGGACCACUGUUCUAGGCACAGCAACAACUGAGACUCAGGAAAAGGACACUGCAACUGUACCCCCAUCCCCAGCAACAACUCCCCCAACCAGCAAGCUACCAGACACACACCACAGCACAUUCACACAGGCACCUUCCCAGCCAGCACAGACGGCUUCUGAUGUUAGCAUGACACCAGAGACAACCGCAUCACCACCAAAGUCCACCAACACUGGAAUGGAAUCAUCAGUGUCCCCAAGCCCCGGGGACACAGAUAGGACCAUGACCACACCUUCCAUGGCAUUAAGCACACAGGAGGAAGCUAUCCCAUCAUCUGGAACUGGGACACCCACUGAUCCUGAGAAGUCAGCUUUAACCUCACCCUCAUCAACACUGGACACUGUCAGUGACACAAACAAACCUUUAUCUGUGACAACUAUGACAGUUACAAUCACCUCUUCACCAACCACAGCCACCACCCCAAGGACCACUGUUCUAGGCACAGCAACAACUGAGACUCAGGAAAAGGACACUGCAACUGUACCCCCAUCCCUAGCAACAACCCCCACAACCAGCAAGCCACCAGACACACACCACAGCACAUUCACACAGGCACCUUCCCAGCCAGCACAGAUGGCUUCUGAUGUUAGCAUGACUCCAGAGACAACCGCAUCACCACCAAAGUCCUCAGAGACAACCAAAUCCUCCACUAUGAUUGGGACCAAUCCAGCACCCCCGAACUCUAGCCAGAGUAGUGGUCUGGAUGGUGGUGCCUGUGCUUUGGAUGAGUAUCCAGACAACACCAGAGGUUGUAUGUGCAAUAAUAGCUACUAUUCCCACUUGGAACUAUCCAGGGAUAUAGGGAUCCUGCGCUGCAGACCACAGGACAUUGAGGUGGUUCUGAGGAGCUGCUUCCUGAAGACUCAUCACUGGGUCCUGAAGGACGAUGCCUUCUCCAGGUGUUUCAGUAUCAAUACCAUAGAACAGGGUCGCCGGGUCCAGGUCUUCCAGUUGGAGAAGAAGGAAGGGACUUGUGGACUCCACAUCUCUACCAACGUCAGCCAUGCCCUGCACUCUCUGGACGUGCACUUUGAACAGGCUCUCCCUGGCUCUCCCAACACUGGCUUCAGAGUGCUCCACUUCAGCUGCGCAUACCCCCUGGUGGUGAAUGUCAGCAAGCCUGUCUCCUACCAGGAGGCCUCCAUUCCCACCAUCCACAUCCCCAGUACGGGAGAGACCGUCAUCACCCUGAGCAUCUUCACAGACUCUCAUCUCUCUGCUCCACUCAAGAACAGUACAGCUCCUGUGGGCAUGCCCCUCUAUGUGGUCCUCAAGUCCACCAACAGUGAUCCUAACCGAUUUGCCCUGGUGGCUAAUGAGGUUUUUGCCAAUACUGAUCCCUCCAACACAGUGACUAAAGCCACAUAUCAUUUUGUGAAGGGAAGCUGUCCAGUCCAGGGCCGGCUGCUCCAGGACUUGAGCAACGGGGCCUCCACACAAGUGACACUGGCCUUCACUCUGUCACGAUUCUUGAAUAGUGACACACUCUACCUACAUGCCCAAGUGACCCUCUGUGACAAGCAAGCGUCCCGCCCAUGCCAACCGUCUUGCAGUGGGAAGAAUCCUCGGAGGAGAAAUUCACCCUGGGCCUCUCGGGCUAAGACCCGUCUGGAAGAUGGUGAUAGCAAGUGGAUCGUAUUUGGACCUCUCCGAAUAAGCGCACCCAGAGCCUCCAGCAGCAGGAGCGGAGCAGGAGCCUGGAUGUCCAUCUUGCUCUUGAUGGUGAUAGGCUGGAUGCUGGACUAA